This is a messenger RNA of Micropterus dolomieu (smallmouth bass), 849 nucleotides long. RefSeq names its product myosin-8-like. The transcript is spliced from 6 exons. Gene Ontology annotation, cellular component: cytoplasm; cytoskeleton. The record is from RefSeq and is a predicted model, not a curated record. The coding region runs from base 1 to 849 and encodes 282 amino acids. Gene Ontology annotation, molecular function: protein serine/threonine kinase activity. Gene Ontology annotation, biological process: peptidyl-threonine phosphorylation; actomyosin structure organization. NCBI's taxonomy places the organism in Eukaryota, Metazoa, Chordata, Actinopteri, Centrarchiformes, Centrarchidae.
AUGGACUGGCAGGUCGGUCCACAGAUUAGCGGCAGCUACACCAAAGCCUCAGUCACCUCUAGUUUUGGGUACAUCCAGGAGGGUGGCAAGCAGCAGCAUUUUGGACUAGUGGCGGAUAUCUGUUUAUCAAAUUUAAACGCACUGUCAAAUAAGACAACAAGACUCUUCACAGUCAAGCAAUUAUUUGAAGCUGAGCCCAUUCUGCAUAUUCAGCUAGAGCUAAACCAGAUCAAAGCUAAGGUUGACCAGAAGCUGGCAGCGAAGGAUGAGGUGAUGGAGCAAAAAAGCCAGAGGACUGAGUGCAGUGGCAGGGAGCUAAGGUGUGGACGCAAAGUGGCUGAGCAGGAGCUGGUUGAUGCUAGUGAGCGUGUUGGACUGCUUCACUCUCAGAACACCAGUCUUCUGAACACCAAGAACAAACUGGAGGCUGACCUUGUUCAGGCUCAGUGUGAAGUGGAUGAGUCUGUUCAGGAAGCAAGAAAUGCUGAGGAGAAAGCCAAAAAGGCUAUCACUGAUGCUGCCAUGAUCGCUGAGGAGCUGAAGAAGGAGCAGGACACCAGCUCUCACCUGGAGAGGAUGAAGAAGAACCUGAAGGUCACAGUCAAGGACCUGCAGCAUCGCCUGGAUGAGGCUGAGAACCUCGCCAUGAAGGGUGGCAAGAAGCAGCUCCAGAAACUCCAGGGUAAGUUGAGUGAGCUGGAAGCGGAAGUUGAGGUCGAAGAGAGAAGUGGAGUUGAUGCUGAUCCAAAACUAAGUCGGGAAAUCAGCCAUGCUGUGAUGUCUUGUGGUACAGUGUCAGCAGCACUGUACCGCUGUGAGUUUUUAAGUCCAAAUGUCCCUUUGAAAUGA